AUGGAUACAAAACACAUCAAGGAAAUUGAUUAUAUGAACGAAAUGCAAGAAAUUGUAGAUCGUUCGAAAAAUAUACUAAAAAUUACUACCAAUGAGAAUAAGGAACAAAGCAAAGAUUCGUACUGGGCGGAAGUUUUUGCGAAACAGUGUUCCAGUGCGAGUUCGGUUGUCCCUGCACCAGAAGAAAAAACUCAGGCGGCCAACGCAAGGGAUGAGUUGAAUCGAGAAACGCUCGAAGAUAACUCUGAAGAAAACCAUAGUUUCGAAGAAACUAUGGUAUGGUAUGGAGAAUCAGCUAGGAAAGAGGCGGAAUUGUUGGAAAUGCAAGAAAGGGAAAGGUACGAGGAAGAAGAGAGGCUAAAGUGGAUACGGGAGCAACGAGAACAAAACAGAAAAAGAGAGGAAAUGAGGAGACAUUUAAGAAGACAGGAAAGUUGUGACAGCAGAAGGGGUGAUGAGAGAAGAAGGAGUAGAAGUAGGAGUAGAAGUAGCAGUUAUAGAGUGGAUGAAAGAAGAGGAAGAAUGCGUGGACGAGGUAGAGGACGAGGAAAUGUACGGGGACGUGGUCACACGGGAAUAGAGGUCGCGGGCAAAUGGCGACAGGCACCCGGCAACAACAGGCUGGAACAGCAGUAG
This is a messenger RNA of Anthonomus grandis grandis, 636 nucleotides long. Its product is annotated as inner centromere protein-like. The transcript has 4 exons. NCBI's taxonomy places the organism in Eukaryota, Metazoa, Arthropoda, Insecta, Coleoptera, Curculionidae. Bases 1 to 636 code for a protein of 211 amino acids. The record is from RefSeq and is a predicted model, not a curated record.